Molecule: messenger RNA, 8275 nt
Organism: Ictalurus furcatus (blue catfish)
Lineage: Eukaryota; Metazoa; Chordata; Actinopteri; Siluriformes; Ictaluridae
Gene: magi2b
Product: membrane associated guanylate kinase, WW and PDZ domain containing 2b
Exons: 23
Coding region: 261-4277 (1338 amino acids)
Biological process (GO): signal transduction; receptor clustering
Cellular component (GO): cytoplasm; dendrite
Molecular function (GO): SMAD binding; signaling receptor complex adaptor activity; beta-1 adrenergic receptor binding
Source: RefSeq, a predicted model, not a curated record
UGUGCGAGACGGUCUGCUUCGGUUGCGUAGCUACUGCUGCAGCUCUCGGCAGAAGCGCGCGCUACGUGCUACAUGGCUCCACCAGCCGCGCGUGCGGUCGCGACAUUGGUGUGAAGAAGAAGAAGAAGAAGGAGAAGGAGAAGAAGGAGAAGAAGAAGAAGAGGAAGAGCGCCUCGUACUGGCGCCGAACCACCGAGCGGACCUGAUGAAGAGCCGCCCGUUACACACGCGCUGCUAGGCGGAAGGAAAUUCUAUCCGCGAUGUCCAAGAGCCUGAAGAAGAAAAACCACUGGACGAACAAAGUCCACGAAGCGGUGCUCACCCGCAACAAGGAGGGCGAGCUGGGCUUCGAGCUGCGUGGCGGCGCCGAGAACGGUAAUUUCCCUUACUUUGGAGAGGUGAAGCACGGAAAGGUGGCCAUCCAGAGCGGCAAGCUGUGCGCCGACGAGCUGCUUCUGGAGGUCAACGACACGCCGGUGGCUGGCCUCACCACCCGGGACGUGCUGGCCGUCAUCAAGCACUGCAAAGACCCGUUUCGCCUCAAGUGUGUGAAGCAAGGAGGUGUCGUAGAUAAAGACCUUCGCCAUUACCUUAACCUCCGAUUCCAGAAGGGCUCAGUGGACCACGAGCUUCAGCAGAUCAUACGGGAUAACCUCUACCUCCGCACUGUGCCCUGCACCACGCGACAACCAAAAGAGGGAGAGGUCCCAGGUGUGGACUACAACUUUGUGAGUGUCGACCGGUUUAUGGAAUUAGAGAAAAGUGGGGCUUUACUAGAGAGUGGAACAUAUGAAGAUAACUUCUAUGGCACGCCCAAGCCCCCGGCGGAGCCCACGCACAUGCUGUUUAAUGUGACUGACCAGCUGCUGCCAGGUGCUCGCCCCAGCGCUGAGGGGAAGAGGAAGAGGAACAAGUCAGUGAGCAACAUGGAGAAGGACAGCAUCGAGCCUCCAGAGGAAGAGGAGGAGGAGAGUCCUGUCGUUAAUGGCAACGGCAUUGCUAUCACGCCAGAAUCAAGUGAGCACGAAGACAAGAGCACUGAUGCGUCAGGCGACGUGCCCCCGCAGUCGUGCCCCACCGAGACACCCACCCUGACAGGCACAGACGCUCCUGAAGAGGAACACGAUGCCCCAAAAUCCCCGGCCGACUCACAGGGCAACGACGAGCUCGGGCCGCUACCCGACAACUGGGAAAUGGCCUAUACAGAGAAAGGAGAAGUCUACUUCAUUGAUCACAAUACCAAAACAACAUCAUGGCUUGAUCCUCGAUUAGCCAAGAAGGCCAAACCACCAGAGGAAUGUGAAGAUGACGAGCUGCCGUAUGGCUGGGAGAAAAUAGACGACCCUAUAUAUGGCAGUUACUAUGUGGACCACAUUAACAGGAGGACGCAGUUCGAAAACCCCGUCCUGGAGGCCAAAAGAAGAAUUCAGCAGCAGCAGCAAAUGCAGAGCCAAGGCCUGUCAUCCCUGCCGCUGCCCACCAUCUACAGAGAGAAGCCUCCGUUCACGCGAGAUGCCACACAGCUGAAAGGCACAUUUCUGUCCACGGCACUGCAGAAGAGCAACAUGGGCUUCGGCUUCACCAUCAUCGGCGGAGAUGAACCGGACGAGUUCCUGCAAGUGAAGAGCGUCAUUCCAGACGGCCCGGCUGCUCAGGAUGGCAAGAUGGCCACCGGUGACGUUAUCGUCUACAUCAACGACAUCUGCGUCUUGGGCACCACCCAUGCAGACGUGGUCAAGCUUUUUCAGUCGGUGCCCAUCGGCCAGAGCGUGACCCUCGUGCUGUGCCGAGGCUACCCACUGCCCUAUGACCCCGAGGAGCCGUCGGCCAGCUCGACGGUGCCCCCUCUGGGCCUGGUGGACCCCUCGCUCCUGCUUAACGGACGCAGCAGCUACGAUAACUACAUGGAGUACAUGUCUCUGACGGGGCGCCUGCUUCCUGAGCACGGAGACGCUCUAUCCCAGGCAUCCCAUCCCGGAGACACACACCUGGACGGAUCGCAGCCGCCGUCCCUCAACACACCGGGGCCUGUACACGACGACGCUGUCUCCAUGGCAUCGUCGUCCGGGGCAACAGCCAGCGCUCAAGCAGCACCAGAGAUUCUGAGCCUCACCAUGACCAAAGGAGCUGAGGGUUUCGGGUUCACCAUCGCAGACAGUCCGACAGGCCAACGGGUCAAACAGGUGCUGGAGCCGCAGGGGUGUCCGGGCCUGUGUCAAGGCGAUCUGAUAGUGGAGAUUAACCAGCAGGGGCUGCAGGGCCUCAACCACUCACAGGUGGUGCAGAUCCUGAAGGACUGCGCCGUGGGGACCGACGCCACCCUCGUCAUCCAGAGAGGAGCAGGAGCAGGACACUUCUCUUCCUGGGAUGGUGCCAAACAGUGGGACCCCCAGGGAAGCCCCCAGACCGGCCUCUCAGCCCCUGGCCUCCACCACACCGCUGCUCAUGUGGGCCAAACGCUCCACUGCACAUCAGCCCCUGACCCAGAUGGAGCUCACCUCAGCAAACCCGACCCCUACGACCUCUAUGAGAAAUCUCGAGCUUUAUACGAGAGCAGGCAGCCAGGCCCACCACGAACGCUGACUGACUCUACAGCUGUAGAGUACCAGGAGGUAGAAGUUCACCUGCUGAGAGAGAAGACGGGCUUUGGCUUCCGCAUCCUCGGAGGAGACGAGGCGGUGCAGGCUGUGAGUCCGGAGGCCCGUGACAAGAUCGUCAUCGGAGCGAUUAUCGAGAACAGCCCGGCGGAGCGGGAUGGGCGUCUGCGCCCAGGUGAUGAGCUGGUGUCUGUGGACAGGAUGCUGGUGGCAGGUCGACCGCACAGCUACGUCAUCGACCUCAUGCAUGCGGCGGCACGCAACGGCCAAGUGACGCUUACUGUGAGACGCAGAGUUGUGCCUCAUCCCGGCCAGCCCUGUGGAGAGAAUGGAUCAGCAGCCAAUCAGAGCAGCUCUCCCCGAGGCCGAGCCGUGUGUCCAGUCAACCUGCCGCCCACCACGGAUGUAGUCAUCCACCGCAAAGAGACCGAAGGCUUUGGCUUUGUCAUCAUCAGCUCCCUGAACAGACCGGAGAACACCACCACAAUCUCCGUGCCACACAAAAUCGGCCGCAUAAUCGAGGGCAGUCCGGCUGACCGCUGCGGGAAGCUGAAGGUUGGCGACCGCAUCAUGGCUGUCAACAAUCAGUCUAUUAUCAACAUGCCUCAUGCUGACAUUGUGAAGCUGAUCAAAGAUGCAGGACUCACUGUUACUCUGCACAUCAUCCCAGAGGAAGAUGUAAAUGGCCCCCACUCUGGCCCUACCUCAGAGAAACAGAGCCCCCUGGUGGUUCAGAAGCAGAGUCCCUCGACCUCUGCAACUCAGCCGAGUCCCAUUGUGGCCAACCCAAGCCCCCCGGCCCCCCAUCCAAGCCCCGCCACCACGCAAUCCAGCCCCCAGCGAAUGGAGCCAAGUCCUGCAGGAGCACAGAGCACCACGCCAGUCACUCAGGCCAAUCAGCCUGCUAGUCAGCCCAGCCUCGAGGCAGUGCACUCAGGCCCGAUGGUGAGUCAGGCAGGACUGGUGGGGGAUCAGAGUGUCCCUGUACCGAGCGUUCAGGCCGUCCCGGUUGUUUCGGGUAUCCCUGUUGUUCAGGGAAUCCCGGUCAUCCCAGGUGUCCCAGCUGUUCAGCUUACCACCAUGGGUGGGGUGCCAGUCGCAGUGCCACCUCAGCUCUACCUCCAUGACAGCAGGUCGGAGGUAAAAGCCAGACAGGAUGUUAAACCGGAUAUCUGCCAGCCACCGUACACUGACUACAGACAGCCUCCAGUGGACUACAGACAUCCACCAGUAGCAGACUACAGACAGCCUCCAACUAUGGACUACAGACACCCGCCUCCUCUCAUCGACUACAGACAGCAUUCGAUCCCAGAUUACAGGCCACAGGACUACGACUAUUUCACAGUGGAGCUGGAAAAGAGUGUGAAGGGCUUCGGCUUUAGCAUCAGAGGAGGGAGGGAGUACAAGAUGGACUUGUUUGUGCUCCGUCUGGCUGAGGACGGCCCCGCUAUUCGCAACGGCAGGAUGAGGGUUGGUGAUCAGAUCAUUGAGAUAAAUGGCGAGAGCACACGGGACAUGAGUCACGGCCGGGCCAUUGAGCUCAUCAAGGCGGGCGGGCGGCGAGUGCGUCUGCUGCUUAAACGGGGCAUGGGGCAGGUACCCGAAUAUGACGGUGCCACCUCCUGGAGUUCUGACCCUCCAGCCACCGCUGCCUUGCCGGAAGUAGCGUGGCUCCGUUAAUCGUCCUGUGCCCUUUGUCAUUGCCCGUCAUCUCACCCAGCCCUGCCCCCUGGAUUUGCUCCGCCCCCCUCCCCUCCCCUCCCCUCCCCCCCCUCUCUCUCACAGGCACUGCAUGAUGGGCCUGGACCAGACAUGGUGCUCACUGGAGGCCAGCUUAGCUUGGUGCCACCAGCAUUAUAGAGUUGCACACAGAGGAGGGGUGGCAGGUCCAUCCAGAAGAGCUGUGUAUAAACGGGAAGGAAAGUCCUGGAAAAGGAUAAACAGUGUCUGGUUUGAAGUCAGUGGAUGAAUGCCAGUCAUGGAUUGUCUGAUCCAGGUUUUUUUUAUGAUAAUGAAAAAGUGGAGGUGCCACCAGGCAAGAAUUAACUCACCUGGCUCGGACAGGUGCUCUGCAGUUUAACUCUAGAUCCAAGGACGUCCAAGAAGACCGGACCGGACUGUUUAAGUCUGGUCUUCCUGCCCAGUGGAUUCUCUCUCAUUGUGCUCCACUCACCAUCUGAUAGGGAUUCAACCCCGUUCACGUACUUGGUUGGUCAUGCCGGAGGGUUUGUUUGUAUUAUUUUGAGUUGCUUAUAUUACAGGCCCCUUACAUCCCUGGGGCAACCAGUGAUGAAAUUCAAGUAUCUAUGUGUAGCAUGAAAGGUACCACAGCCACCAGAAAUCCAUGAAGAACUCGAAUAUUUCAGCAGUAUUGUGUUUCAUUAUUUGUCAGUGUUAGUCCAGCGUACACCUUAUCAUGUGUUCUGAUGUGAACAGAAAGAUAAAACGAGGAGAAGAUCAUUUCAUCGUAUUGCAUUUUUAUGUUGGGGAAACAUGAUUUAGCUAAGAAAAGCUGUCAAUUGUGAAUUAUAAUUUUUUUAAAUGAUCAUAAACAAAGGGAAUUUUUUUUAAAAAACAGCAUCAUAUAAAUAAACAUAUCAGUCAGCGACACAAUCAUGAAGACUUGUACCUCUACUCAUCUGUAAUACAGUAUCAUGUUAGUAAUACAUUAUUAUAAUAAUAUGAAAUGCACUCCAUUUAUGUUAUGAAGGCAAGAUUUUUUAACGACUGUGGACUACCGAGCCAAACCUGCAUACCACGCGUUUGUGCAGGAUUUCUCAAAAGCCUCAGUGUGUCAUUCCAGCCUCAUUGUCCCUGUACUGUGCUUCACGAACCACACCACUGUGGGGCCGGGGCCCCGUCCCAAUCGUUAUAAUCGGCCCUCCCUUGUCUCCUUUUGCCUCAAGGCCAUCAAGCUAAAGGAACCUUAGUAGCUAGAAGCUAUGCGGUUGGAUUACAUCCAGAAAAUGGCAAAGCAAGGGGGAUUGAACUGUGCUGUCUGAGACUAUGGGAGUCUAAGUAAAUUGAAAUUGUUUCUCACGUGGAGGAAGGUGUGAGCCUGUGAGAUUUGGGGAAAUAGUAGAGUGUGUAUAGUGUAAACAGAGACCCAGUUGUAUGGGGCAGAGUGCCUUACUGGCAGGAAAGGAUACAGCAUAAAAUACGUUUUCCAAGAUAACUCAUAGUCCGUAUGUGGACUAUAUUGGAGAUUUAGCAUUUUUUUACAUUAAAACAUGCAGCUGUCAUAGUUGUUGGGAAUGUCUCUAAAAAUACCGUCAAUCUGCGUGUGCUUGGUACUAUAGGAAAAGCGCUACUGCUUCGACCAAUUGGUUAGUUCUACAUGUCUGUUUGUUAUUUCACACCAUACAGAUUUUUUUGAAACCAUGUUUUCUUGAAGUGCGUCACAAUUAGCACCAUGACAUAAUACCAGGCAAGUGAAUCAGUCAAGACAUUUGCGUUCAUCAUGCACAGCCUAGAUAAUAACCAGCGUCAUUAAAAGAAGUCCCAGCAUAAUUAAAAAUGAUAACAAAGCUUUUGUGUGUGUACUAAAGUCAAGAACUGUUAUUUUUUCCCCCUGUACUGAGAAAAGAAUGUGAAAUCUUGACAUGGUGUAAAACUCAGUUGAAACUCACUUAUAAUGGAAGUCUGAAGGAAGUAAUUGAAUUCUCUCAGUAAAUUUGUGAAGUACGUGACAGUGCAUGGUGGUGCAUCAGGUAGUGUGUAUUCCCAGGAUUGGCUCUGGAGUCACCACAACUCUGACCAGGAUAAACAAUUACUGAAGAAAAAUGAAUGAAUGUAGAGUUCAAAACUACAAUUACCUUCCCAACUCAAAUAUUUAGUGAAAUCUGUAUUCAGACAGACACUUCCAUGUUUCUUGCCUUUGAAUUUGAUCCCACUUCUGAUACGUUUUAUUAACAUUUAUUGUGUGCCCUGACAACUAGCCUUGGACUUCCAUCAUAAGCUCAUUUUUAAUCAAAUAAUCUUUUCUUCCAUUUUUCAAAUCUGGAUGAUGCCAUUGGACACAAGUCAUCCACAGCCGGGAGUCCAAGACAGCAAAAAUUGGCCAUGCUCUCUGGGUGGGAGGGAUGGGAUAUUCUCCUUUCUCUGUCAAUCACAGCAACACUAGCCAAUCAUCUAUGAUUCAUCUAUGAUGUUAUGUAUGCGGAAGAGGGUAGAUAGUGUGUGUCAUGAUCAGCUGUUUGAAAAAGUGAGGAUGGCUGGCUCCACAUGUCUCGGAGGAAGCACAUGUUAGCCUUCACCCUCCGUGGUUGCUAGUUGUUUUAUGAUAGAAGAGAGGUGGGUGGGAAGUGGCCAAGACGAAUAUAGUGAGAAUAUUUCUCAGUGCAGGGAAAAGUUCUUCAAAAUUCUUGUCUCUGGUAAUCACAUACUACAGAUUCAGUAGAUAUAGAUAAAGUUGGAAAAUGCCAAUAGAGUUUACUUUAAUAUGCGUUAAAACGUGGUGUUACAAGAGUACUGGCCACAUCGCAAGUACAUUUCUUACUAGAGAAAUGCUAGAUUUUCCCAACUGGAUUUACCAGAGCACAUGAGUCAGUAUAGCUUGUAAAGCUAAUUCUACAUUUUGAAAUCACCCUGCAUAUUUUUCACUGGUACCAGCCUGAGGUAGUAACCUUUCGUCUAAUAACAGCUUUUAGUCUUUAGCUUAACAGCAAGCAUGAUUGAUUGGAUCUCUACAUUGUGUGUAAGAAUGGAAGCUCAGCUACUUUUUCCGAGCAAGGAGUAAUUUGUGCCAUAAAAUGAUUCUGUAAGACAAACAUUUCUCUCUGCUCUGCCUUCAUGUGCAGUAUGUUCGGAUGAAAGUACAGUGGGUCUCUGCUGCUCUCCAGCCCACACACAGCCUGAUAACUGUGCCAACAGAAGACGAUACUCAAGUACAAGGAAUAUAACUCAGAAAUACGAAACAGUAUGGAAACAUUUAUAUCUGAGUUCAGUACCGAAGCUGCAUUCAAUUCAAUCACAUAUCAGAGACCUAAAUCUUGGGGGAAAUGUGAAGAAAAAAGAAAAAAAAAACCAUAAUGUACCACAGUGAAAAUGAAAGUGUUUAUAAGGCCCUGAUAGUUUCGUACCUACGACAUGCAUUUGUACCAGUGACUGAUUCACCGAGUGAUUAAAGUGUGUUAGAUUUAAUUGCUAAUUGCUGUUUACAUGUGGAGAUAUCGGAAGAGAAAGACAGAGCAUCUAUUGCACAGCUCAAGCUUUUCCUGAUGAAGCUGUAUCCUGCCUGCUUUGGGGGGGAAAAAACAAACAAACAAACAAACAAACAAACAAAACAAAAAAAAACAUUUUAUAUUACUGAGGAAAUAUUGAAUCUGUGAAAGAUGGCACAUUCAAGGGGCCCAUUUCAGAUCGAUAUUACUGUGUAGUGUUAGAUGUGUAUUUACCUUGUACAGCUGUACUCCUAUAAAUAUGGUUUAAUGUAUUAUUGAUAGUUUCAAAGACUUAAGUGAUCAAAUAUUUUUAUGAAAUGCAACAGUGCGGAUAUAUUAAAUUUUGCUAAACUCUUGUUUACCUGUAUGAUAUUCUGAAAUACUGUUAAAUAAACUCUUGACAUGGUGUAAAGUAUUCAUUUUAUAGUACUCAUUAUACUCAUGUCCGUUUCUAUGAGUGUGAGCAGUUGUUAAAGGUACUGAACAACACAAAUAAAAGAAAUGAUCAUAAUUAAA